AUGCACGGACAUUUCCGCCCUCUGGAGUCUGCUUACAACAUCCUCGCGGUUGUUAGCAGUCUUCAAUACGAGGCGUCGGAGAUAGUGGGUGCCGUAUUGAGCUUGACUGUCCCAGUUCAGACUCGGCUCUAUAUGCGGCAGGUUCUUGAUCUUUAUACUGGCAUAUAUCCGUACUCCAGUUUUGAGCAGGCCCAGACCGAUAUAUUGCUGCUUACCAAGAAAAUCACUUCAACACCUGAACAGCUACGGAAGUUUGUGGCAUUAUCUCAUAGAAUCCAUGUUCUGGCACAUCUCUGUAUUGAAAGAUGCCUUCAGCGCUGCCUGAGGAGUCCGCUCGGCCAAAGACAAUAUCCCGAGUGGUUCUACUUUCCCACCUGGACCGAGGAGCAACGAAUGAUUCUAUCGUUUUGGCGUUUGUUGUUUUAUAAUAAGCUUCGAAUAGAAGGGCGCAAAGGGCAUCUAGCCUGGCGUUCUAUAGAUCUUGCACAAUUACUGCCACAUCGCUCUUAUCAGCAUUUUACAACGGAUACUGCGCAAUUUCAAGCCAUGACUGUAUGGCGCUUUAUUUGUGAACAAAUAAAUCCAGAAGCCUCCGAAGAGGAGUUCUGGAAGGGAUCCGAACCGCUCAGACUAUUUGAGCUGCCCAAGCCCCCUGAGGGCACAGAAUUCGGUUGGACAUGUCAGCCACCUCCAUCUCUAUGGGCCGUGACUCAAGGCUGGAACCCUGACGACCCGCGGCUCCCUGAACCCAGAUCGUUUGUGACACACCGGCCGAGGCUUCGGGUACUCGGUUCAUAUAGUGACUCCGAGGACGAAGAUCUCUAUCUUUCUAAUGCGUCCGAGGGCGAGGAAUCCCAGAGUGACGAGUCCGAGAGUGACGAGGACGAGAGCGAUGGGGGCGACAGUGAUGGAUCGGAGGGUUGGGUAGGAGUGGAUCGUGUUUUUCGCGUGCCUGAGGACAGACUCAUAAUCGUGGAGAAUCCUCCACGUGACCCGGAGAUCCUAUCCCCAGUGCCUCUCCCUAUUCAAGGGUUUGGGGAAUUUCCAAGCCGACCGGAGUGGCGAACGCUCCAUGGCGAAACACUUGGUGUACAAUUUUGGAGGCGCAUGGAUCAUACUUCUAAUGGCGGUCCGGGUCAAUAUAUAAGGCCAACGGCGUAUCUCAAAUAUGGCUUCGCUAUCUGGGAAGAGCAGAGAAUGAUUGACAUGGGACUAUGGUCCACCGAAGCUCGAGUCGAUGCAUCCGAUCAUCUACGAAGAUGGUAUAGCUUUUUGAGUGAGGAAGAUCUUAAGUUUUACGACUGUAGACGCCGUUAUUAUGAAUUCUCCGCGAAUCGCUGUGACAUCCUUACCAAAGUCAAUGUCGAAAUUAUCUCUCCUCGAGGAAGCCUUGCGCCGCUGCUGUUCAAUGACGCCACGAGGAAUGGAUUCACCAGUGAGAUUGCCGCCUGGCUUGCACUCUCGACCGGGGGUGAAGUUAUCGGGUCGAGUAGCAAUGACUCAGGAACAGUUUUUCUUGACCCUCUCAUAUGGGGUGGGCCUAUUGGCGGCACAAAUGUGUCCUGCCAUCCCCCGUGCACGGUAUCCGGUUACCACUUCUUAUGUGUACCUGGGGAAGACUACUACAACGACCUCGUGGUUCACAACGAGCACCACCACGACAAUGAGGAUCCCCGAAGUAGUGGUACCACGAUUUCGCUCUGGAACUUCCCUAUCGGGCCCAGCGUUACCUCGUCGGUCAUCACCCCAUCUCCCAGUGUGAUUCAAACCGCGUUCAAUAUUACCUGGCCCAGCUUCACUCAGAACACGACAACAUUCCCCACAACGGUGGUGCCUUUCUAUCCGCCCCCAUGGCCAGGCUCCUCAGUCAAUCCGAGUCUGACCUCAACAAGAAGCUCCCCGAGCACCAGCGACGGGGGAGAGGCCACCAAAACUACUACGGGUGGCAGCCAUGCGACUAGUGGUAGCGGUGGAGAUGAUGAUGAUGACGGCGGCCACAAGGACCAUCAUCAUCGCCAUCCUAUCACGCAUCACAUCGGGCCCGCCAAGCCGAAGUGCACAUCCAACCCCAAGCUUUGUGGUGUUUCAUCUCCGAACAACUUCCCCAAUGAUCCCAAUAGUCCCGAUCCCGGCACUCCAGACGAUCCCAACAAUCCUAGCGGCCCUUCCUCUACCAGCUCAGAAUGUUCAACAGCCACCUAUAGCUCUUGCAACACGGCUUGUGUCACAGCUGCCUCUACCAGCUCCUGUACAUCCACGUGUAAAGAUAUCGUUGGCUGUGACACGACGGGCACUUCAACACUGGGCACGUAUACGCUUGCGCCUAUUAUGACUGGAGUCCCUGAGCCAUGGUACGACUAUGCCGACAACGAACCCACUGACGCUGCAGGUGACUGGGCAGCCGGUGCUUCCAUCUACCGAUCUCUAGGGGAAACUGCCGACCCCACGAGCGGAGUAAGCAAGACUACGAUGACGACUACUCAACAGCCGACCACGACCAAGGCCCCGCCCACACCCUCGCCGACCUCGGUGUUCGCUGUCUUUGCCCAGGAGAUCCAGGCCGUGGCCCACGGUGGUGGAGGUUCCCAAAUUGCCUGGGCCUGGCAAGGGAUGCUUCUACCAUAUCCUAAAUGGUACGGAGAGGCGUGUAAUUUCAAAGAGUACAGGGUCGUCGACGGGGGUUUCUUCUCCAAGGGUCAAAAGUACCCAUCCUCACUCGGCACCUUCUCGCUGGGCAGCUAUAAGAACUGCAAAUAUACGGGCUCGAAGGAUAGUGUGGGGGAGGUCAAUUGUGACGGUGGACUGAUGCUGUCCUGUACGGGGAUUGAUAAGUCUCACGCCACGCCAAACUCCCCGUUUGUGGACUGUGAGAAGGUUGAUGACCCCGAAGUAGGGAUCGCGAAGAACCAGCUCUACUUGCAGCUUUAUUGUCCCGUUGUAUGA
Molecule: messenger RNA, 2943 nt
Organism: Aspergillus nomiae NRRL 13137
Lineage: Eukaryota; Fungi; Ascomycota; Eurotiomycetes; Eurotiales; Aspergillaceae
Exons: 5
Coding region: 1-2943 (980 amino acids)
Source: RefSeq, a predicted model, not a curated record